GAGAACAUGGCCUAUUACCCAGAACAAGCGUACCCGGAAGCGUCGGCGUAUCCGGAGUACUCUGCAUUCCAGGAGUUUUCGGAGGUCGACGACCAGUACGGUGCUCCACAACUUUCGGAGUAUCCCACAUGGAAGAAGGCACGGGCAUGAGGUACGUGCUCGGCGUGUGCGGCGUGAUCAUAUUAUUCGCACUCGCCACGGUUGCCGUGGUGUUCCUGUUGGCCUACCAGGGCUCCGAGGUGGAUGACGCAGGCGGCAGCAACCGAUCUGGCGGUGGUGACGCCCCGCCUCCCAUGGAAGUCCCCGCCGUCGAACAGAUAACUACCACUCUUGUCCAGACUGCUCCCCUGCCCGGUACCACGCGCGCACGCACAUCGCCAUCGCCAUCCACACCUAGACCGACGACGAGUAGGAGUACGGCGUCGAAGGCGUCGAAGGCGUUGACGGCGUCGACGACUCCCAGUACGAAGCCCGGCCCGAUGACGGUGACGACCCCGCCCCCACCGCUGCUGUGCUCGGUGGGCGCGACGCCGACCGCCUUGCGGCCGCUCCUCCCGCCGGACAGAACGUGCGACAUCCUCGUCUACGCGCACGUCCGGUUCUUCAACCACACGCUGCGACCGGUGAUCAGCGAGAUGAGCUUCCACACGUUCAGGAACGUCUGCGAAUCCUACGCUCACACCACCUGCGGCGUGUCCUUCGACGCGAGGCACAUUCCGCCACCGACGUUUGCAUCAAUUGAAUUCGAGGAAACCUUGGAAGAACUUAAGGGAAAGUUCCAUAUCGAUCACUAUGGUAUUCUCAACAUCUAUGGUUCGGAAGACUUCGUCGACAGCGUAUCCAAGAAAGAUGCACCCAGAGUUCUAACCGCACUGCGACGACUCUUGGGAGAAGACGACCGGGAGAGGCACAAGGUCUUCGUCGGAGUCGGCUACCGCUACUACAACGCCACGAACGCCUGGAAGUCUCUGACAUACGCAGCCUCGAACUUGGCGUCGAAGGACUUGGAUAUAUUGGUCAUAAUCACCAGUUUUCUGACGCUGGGCGACCGGCAUGAGUGCAUCACACUUCCUGUCAAUGCCAUGAAUAGCCCGAACCGCUUCGUUCCCACUCUGGACGCGGCGUCUGUUAUGGCCAAGGCGGCAUUCGCGAGGCCCUCGAUCGUCGUGGCGUUCACCUUCCAGAUGGGCGUGCCGUACUACGUCCUGACGAAGGAGUACAACCCCAUCAUCGAAGCCAUGUACGAGCCCUGCACUUUGUUCGGCAUCAGCGACUACUCCCAGGCAUGCCAGGCCGACUCAGCUGACCUCAGCCUCGAGAAGACAGUCAUCGGCUUGAACAAACCGGAGUCAAUCAAGUUACUUGGCAAAAAAAUAUUCCAGUCCCACGACACGCUGCACUACAUGACAGAGAAGGCCAAGAUCAUCAUGGAGAGGCCUGAUACACGCGUCAACCUUUCGUGGUUCCUCUGGGACGUGCACCUGACGGACACCACGAGGACAUGCCUCACAGGGGGACCUUUCGAACGGGUCAAGGGAUUCAGGGACUUCUUUUAUCGGCAGGCUCAAAUGCCCAAGGGAUAGGGUGGCACCGUUGUCUGCGCGGCUCUAGCGAAAACACGCUCUAGUGCGCCGGCUACUGUUUCUUUCGUUUGUUGUCUUCUUCUGAUAGCGCAUUUCUGCAUCAGUCACGUGUAUCCUUAGUACACCGUAGACCAUGCAGUAACAAAAGAAAUAUGUGAAAUGGAGCGCGCUGUCAGAAUGACGUGGUCCGAGUGGUUUCCUAUUAUAGCAGACGCUUUGUACAAGCUA
Molecule: messenger RNA, 1811 nt
Organism: Dermacentor albipictus
Lineage: Eukaryota; Metazoa; Arthropoda; Arachnida; Ixodida; Ixodidae
Source: RefSeq, a predicted model, not a curated record